AGAAAGUAAAUCGGUGGAGACGCCUCUGAUGCCGAUGCCAGCCCUAAUGGAUUCUGAUGGCGUCGGGUGGCGGGUAAUGGGUGUACAUGUCCUAGUUGAGUGUGUGUCGAUUUCUGGAUCACGUCACAUCUUUUAUUUUCCCGCCACGAAGAAUUUGAUCCACUUGAAAAUUCAGAGAGGAAUAAGAUCGGGGACAGGUCGAAAGGUUGCCCGUCGCCCUUUGACCGGCCAAUGGGAGCGCCGGAAGGUCGGUGGGCGGGGCGAGUCGGGCCACUGAUCGUCUGGCUUUUGACCGGCGGGGGCGGAGUCAAGUCGACCGGCGGAUUAGCGGUGCCCUCGCAGAGAGGUCGCACUUGAAUGAUCGCUGGUGCAGCUAGGUGAUCCGUGUUCGUGUGUGCUGGGAUCGAGACUUCGAGGUGUUUCAUGAUGGACGAAUCAUCCUCGAACCAGAAGACCGAAUCUUCCUGCAAGGUGUGCGGAGACAAAGCUUCAGGAAAACACUACGGAGUGCCCAGUUGCGACGGCUGCAGAGGCUUCUUCAAAAGGAGCAUUCGCAGGUACUUACUUCGGAAUUUGGAGUACGUUUGCAAGGAAAAUGGACACUGCGUGGUUGACGUCACGAGAAGGAAUCAGUGCCAAGCCUGCAGAUUCAAGAAGUGCCUUCAGGUGAACAUGAAGAGAGACGCUGUCCAACACGAGAGGGCGCCUCGGUCUGCCCAUCACGCUGCUCCUCUGCCGCCCUACCCGUUGGGCGGCCGCCUGCGCCCCUUCCCUUUCUCCGCGCUGGCCGGCGUUUCGACUCUUGCCGGCGUGCCCUUCCAUCUUCAGGGCGGCGUACUAGAUCCGCCCCUGUCUGCGGGCCACUUUUACCACCAGGGCGUCUACGGGGGAGGACUUCACAGGGGCCUAAAUUUAGCAUCUAGUCCAUACAACAUUCAAAAACCAAUGAGCAGUUUCAUCAGUCCAACUAUAACUAGAAUCAAAGAUGAUGAAGUAUCAAGUUCGGAAGAAAUCGCUCAAAAUAAAUCACUCGAGGAAGAUUUAGUUGAUGAAUCGAACAAUCGUCUGGAAUUACCAAUAAUCAAUGACUCUUGUAAGGCCAGCAUUCGACACUUGGAGGUGCCAUGUUUGAAUUUAUUUCCAGCCGAAAACAUCUAUGAAACCGCAGCGAAAUUAUUGUUUCUGGCGAUCAAAUGGGCAAGAACUAUACCGUCGUUUCUACAGUUAUCAUAUCGAGAUCAGUCGAUUCUAUUGGAAGAGAGCUGGAAUGAGCUUUUUGUAUUGACUGCAGCACAAUGGGCGUUUGCCGUAGAUGAAGCUAUUUUGAUCGGAAACGCAGUGGCUCCAUCUUCGAGACAUUCCAUAUUGGAAGAGGAGGCGAGAAAACUGAAAGAUAUC
Messenger RNA from Phaedon cochleariae (mustard beetle), 1398 nucleotides. The record is from the annotation of a GenBank genome assembly. Lineage: Eukaryota; Metazoa; Arthropoda; Insecta; Coleoptera; Chrysomelidae.